AUGAUAAUGCGCGGACAGUCGGUGCAACAGGAGGGUAAAGAUUGCGGGAUUGUGGUGGUUGCAGUGGUUGGAGUGAAGAUGCUGGGGUUGCGAUGUCUGUGGGUGCCUAGCAGUGGGCUGGGCACAGCAUUGUGGCGGUGCCGAGCGAUUUUUCCGCGUCAAUUCGUCCGUUGUCAGGGCUCAUUGACUUUGCGAGACUAUCAGCAGCACGUGAUUGACAAAUGCAUUCACAGAAUAAUCGACCGUCAUGACAGUAAUGGUCGCAUCAGAUUGGGGGUUUCGUUGGCUACGGGCGGUGGAAAGACGGUGAUAUUUAGCAACUUGAUCAAUCAGCUUGCGUUGGCCAAGAAAUGUCAGGCUGCGCUGAUUCUUGUACAUAGAAGGGAAUUGGUGCAGCAGGCGGCUGCCACAAUUCGUAAAUGCGUACCGAACUGCCACGUUCUGAUUGAAAUGGGCACGAGCAGUGUGCCCGAAGAGACGGUGCAGUUCAAGGGAGCAACUACGGUGAUAAUUGCGUCUGUCCAGUCCCUUGUGAGAAGAAUUGACAAGUACAGCGGCGACUUUUUCGAUUUAAUUAUCAUCGACGAGGCUCACCACUCUGUUGCCAAUUCCUACCAGAGCGUUUUGAAUCACUUCAACGAUGGCGUUCCGCGGAUCGGGUUCAGUGCAACUUUCGAAAGAGCGGACAACAAGGCACUGUCCACCGUGAUAGAUGAAAUUGUCUACCACAGAGGCAUCCUGGAAAUGAUAGGUGACAAAUGGCUGUGUGAAGGCAAGUUUACACAGGUGAAGGUUGAUUACGAUCUUUCCAAAGUUGGUAUUUCGAGCGUUACUAAUGAUUUUAAAAUCGAGAGGCUCUCGCAAGUUAUGAACAAUGAUCGUGUUAAUGAAAUUAUUGUGCAGACGUAUAUACACAAAAACGGAAUUGGCUGUGGAAGGGGAGAAAAGAACUUCAAAUCCACUUUACUGUUCGCAAUUGAUAUCAGUCAUGUAAACAGUCUUCAAAGAAAAUUUGCGGAGCAUGAUAUCAAAGUGAGCUCAGUAACGUCAGCGACUAGAAUUGACGAAAGAGAUAGAAUCGUUAGAGAGUUCAAAUUGGGCAACAUCCAGGUACUUAUCAAUUGCGGCAUAUUUACCGAGGGAACAGACAUGCCAAACAUCGAUUGUAUAUUACUGUGUAGACCAACAAGAUCAAGGUCGCUGCUGAUACAAAUGAUCGGCCGUGGGCUCAGAUUGCAUCAUUCAAAGAAACAUUGCAGUAUAAUCGAUUUCACAGGUAACACCUCACAGGUGGGGGUAGUCUCUGUGCCUACUUUAGCAGGCAUAGAGAACUAUGACGAUACUCUGGAGGAUGCCACAAUUCAAGACCUUCAGAGUAUAAAAGAUGAAUUUCAGUUCAAUGAAGGCAAAAGGGAGGAAAAAGAGAUUGCUGCACAAAAAUCCUUCGAUAUCUUUCUUGAUAAAAUGGACGCUUUUGAUCUAACUUUGAGUUCCUUUGAAACCUUUCGAAGUUACCAUGACCAUUUUUCGAUUAGUGAUGCAGCAGCAACAGAAAUUCCAGACUCCUUAAAUGAGCUCAACCUAUUUUACAACUCCAGAUAUCCAUGGGCUAAAUUUUCAGAUAAUGCUUGGGCAUUAUCUUUACAAAAUAAUCACCAUUUGAGAGUUUACAAAAAAGACGGAAAUUAUUCGCUGCGACUCUACCGUGAAAUACCAUCAUAUCUAAGAGAUACAACCAAUACAAAAUUUGUACCGCGAGAAUUGAUUAUCGAUGAGAAUCUACUAAAGAUAAUUGGUAAAGUGGAGCAAGUUAUGGAGAAACUGACGGAAACUAAUAAAGAUGAUAACAAAGUCAAGAAUUUAACCAAAUUUGCGAGAUGGAGAUAUGAACCAGCAACCCCAAAGCAGAAAAAUUUCAUCAAGAAAAGAUUAACGGCAAGGUCAACCGAAUUUUCAGUACCAGUUAGUGAUAUAGAAUCUUAUAUUCAAAAGUUAACAAAGGGUCAAGCAUCUAAUAUUCUAUUUGCAUGUAAUCUGGCACCUGUAUACCCAAUAAAAUCACUCCUACGUAUAGUUAAGUAUAAGAAAACUGCAUAG
Zygotorulaspora mrakii is the source of this 2097-nucleotide messenger RNA. It is a transcript of the gene IRC3, whose product is annotated as double-stranded DNA-dependent ATPase. Lineage: Eukaryota; Fungi; Ascomycota; Saccharomycetes; Saccharomycetales; Saccharomycetaceae. Bases 1 to 2097 code for a protein of 698 amino acids. The transcript has a single exon. The record is from RefSeq and is a predicted model, not a curated record. Gene Ontology annotation, molecular function: ATP binding; hydrolase activity; DNA binding.